AUGCAAAGCGACGACGUGAUUUGGUCUGUAAUCAACCACCAGUUCUGCUCUUACAAAGUAAAAACAACCACACAGAACUUUUGUCGCAAUGAAUACAAUGUUACUGGUCUCUGCAAUCGCCAGUCAUGCCCUCUGGCUAACUCUAGGUACGCCACCGUACGAGAGAAAGAAGGGGUUCUAUAUCUCUACAUGAAAACUAUCGAGCGCGCUCACUCGCCCGCGCACAUGUGGGAGCGUGUUAAACUAUCAAACAGCUACGCCAAAGCUCUGGAACAAAUAGACGCGGAACUAAUACAUUGGCCAAACUUCACGAUCCACAAGUGCAAGCAGAGGGUCACCAAAAUUACUCAAUACCUUAUUAAAAUGCGACGCAUGAAACUGCGAGAGCAACCAAAACUCAUCGGAAUCAAGAAAAAACUUGACCGUCGCGAAGCCACACGCGAGCGCAAAGCGCUUUCCGCUGCACACCUCGAACGCUCCAUCGAAAAGGAGCUCAUCGAACGUCUGAAAUCGAAAGCUUACGGCGACGCGCCUCUGAAUGUAAACGAAAAUGUCUGGCAAGCUAUUCUUGACCGCGAACGUAACGGCGGCGAAACAGAGCUCAAUGCGGCUGAAGAACUUGAGAUGGAGGACGAUGAGACAGACGAAGAAGACCUAGAGGACGAGAUGGAGGAUGAAUGGGGCGAUAGAGAAUUUGUGAGCGAUAUCAGUGGGGAUGAAGAUGACGAAGAUGAGCUGAGCGACUUGGAGGGCAUCGUUGAUGGCGAGGACUCCGAAGAGAACAGUGACAGCGAUGCGGAAGAAAGUGACGAGGAGGACGAAGAACCCAAACCAAAAUCUGCUCUCGGAAAGCGCAAAGCGACGGCCAAGCCACAGCCAAAAAAACGACCAGAGAAGAAACCAAAGAAAGGUCCAAGAGUGGAAGUGGAGUACGAACAAGAGACGGAAAGCGUGCCCCUUACAAAAUCUGCUUUGGCAAAUUGGUAG
Molecule: messenger RNA, 987 nt
Organism: Psilocybe cubensis
Lineage: Eukaryota; Fungi; Basidiomycota; Agaricomycetes; Agaricales; Agrocybaceae
Exons: 7
Coding region: 1-987 (328 amino acids)
Biological process (GO): maturation of 5.8S rRNA; maturation of LSU-rRNA
Cellular component (GO): preribosome, large subunit precursor; nucleolus
Source: RefSeq, a predicted model, not a curated record